Molecule: messenger RNA, 7432 nt
Organism: Chelonia mydas (Green sea turtle)
Lineage: Eukaryota; Metazoa; Chordata; Testudines; Cheloniidae
Gene: TFAP2D
Product: transcription factor AP-2 delta
Exons: 7
Coding region: 779-2146 (455 amino acids)
Biological process (GO): regulation of transcription by RNA polymerase II; anatomical structure development; regulation of cell population proliferation
Cellular component (GO): nucleus
Molecular function (GO): RNA polymerase II transcription regulatory region sequence-specific DNA binding; DNA-binding transcription factor activity, RNA polymerase II-specific
Source: RefSeq, a predicted model, not a curated record
UGUGUGUGCGUGCGUGUGUGUGCAUGGGUGUGAGCGUGUGUGCCUCUGUGGUUGUUUCCAUUUUUUUUUAAUCCGUAUUGGACCGUUACAUUUAAUGAUAAUCCGGCUUCAGAGAUAAUUUAAAGAAGUAUAGGGAGAAAAUUCGUUAUGACAUCUGUCACCAGCCAGAGCAACUCAUUACCACGUUAAAACAGUCCCAGCACGAAAACAGAACAAGACCCCUAAUAAUAUAAUGAAGCUGGGGGGGAAAUAAUCAAAUCGAGAGAAACGGGAAGAUGUGGCAAGGCUGGAACAUCGCCUUCCUCUAGGAACAUUUGAGGGGGACAAUGUGAAGGGAUUCCUUAGAAACCAGGGUCCCAAACACAAGAAGGAGGCAGCUAUCUAUCGAGAUAUGUAAUGCUGUAUAACACAAUGGCGAGCUUUUCCCCCCCGCUUCUGGGUGUUCCCGUGGAGUUAAAGCGCUUCGGUGUGAUGACUUUUUGUUUCACUCCCAGAUAGCAGAGACCGUGAUCAGUAUUUUUGGUUGUGGUUCCUUUUCUUUUUCUCUUCUUUUUUUUUUUUUUUUGUUUGUUGUUGUUGUAUUUCUGUGGGGUGGAUUCGUUUUGCUCGGCUGUACUCAGGCAGGUUUGGGUGUUUGUUUAUUAUUUUGAACAGACCUGCAUGACACCCGCCCAAGGGGUUGGGGAAGCGACCUUGGGGCGGCCUGGAGCUGGGCACCUUGAAUGGGGGGAAGCGAUGCAGGGUAGGGUGCUUGGCAGAGUGGCCCACGGAGUUUUAAAUGACAAACCUCCCGUUUUGGGGUCUCCUUUUCCCUUCUUCCUUUCAGAUACGUCAUGACGGAUCAAACAGCUAUCGUUUGAUGCAGCUUGGAUGUCUGGAGUCUGUGGCCAACUCAACUGUCGCCUAUUCGUCCUCUUCGCCUCUAACUUACUCCACCACCGGCACUGAGUUUGCUUCCCCGUAUUUCUCCACUAAUCACCAGUACACACCACUUCAUCACCAGUCCUUCCACUACGAGUUCCAGCACGGCCACCCGGCAGUCAACCCUGACGCUUACUCCUUGAAUUCCCUCCACCACUCGCAGCAAUAUUACCAGCAGAUCCACCAUGGGGAACCCACCGAUUUUAUUAACCUGCACAACGCCCGGGCUCUCAAAUCCUCUUGCUUGGACGAGCAGAGGAGAGAGCUGGGGUGUUUAGAUGCUUACCGGCGCCACGACCUGUCUCUUAUGAGCCAUGGGUCCCAAUAUGGGAUGCAUCCCGAUCAAAGACUCCUGCCAGGACCAAGCCUCGGGCUUGCAGCCUCGGGGACAGACGAUUUGCAGGGGUCGGUGGAGGCCCAAUGUGGGCUAGUACUGAACAGCCAAGGUGGGGUGAUAAGGAGAGGUGGUACCUGUGUUGUUAACCCCACAGAUCUUUUUUGCUCUGUACCUGGGCGCUUGUCUCUACUCAGCUCCACUUCUAAAUACAAAGUGACCAUUGCGGAGGUAAAGAGGCGCCUCUCUCCACCUGAAUGCCUCAAUGCUUCGCUCUUGGGAGGCAUUUUGAGAAGAGCAAAAUCCAAGAAUGGGGGGCGCUGUUUGCGAGAAAAAUUGGACAGACUGGGACUGAAUUUGCCUGCAGGAAGAAGGAAAGCAGCAAAUGUCACCCUUCUGACUUCGUUGGUUGAAGGGGAAGCCUUACAUUUGGCCAGGGAUUUUGGCUACACUUGCGAAACAGAGUUCCCAGCCAAGGCAGUAGGAGAACAUCUUGCCAGGCAGCAUAUGGAACAGAAAGAACAGACAGCGAGGAAAAAGAUGAUCCUAGCGACAAAACAAAUAUGUAAAGAAUUCCAGGACCUACUGAGUCAAGACAGAUCGCCCCUCGGAUCCUCAAGACCAACUCCAAUAUUAGACCUCGACAUCCAGAGACAUUUAACACACUUCAGUUUGAUCACUCACGGCUUUGGAACUCCUGCAAUAUGUGCUGCCCUAAGCACUUUCCAAACUGUUCUCAGUGAAAUGCUGAACUACUUGGAAAAACACACAUCGCACAAAAACGGAGGAGCAGCAGAAUCUGGCCAAGGACACGCCAACUUGGAGAAAACCCCCCUGAGGAAAACUUCAGAGGCUGCUGUGAAAGAGGGCAAAACAGAAAAGACGGACUAGCUACAUCAAACAGAAUCUAUUUCCAGAGAGUCUUGCUGCUGAUAUUUUUCUUUUUUAAAUAUAUAUAUCAUUGCGGGUGAUUGAUCUCCAGUGGACCAAAAAACAAAACAAAACAAACAAAAAAAACAAAAAAAAAAAGGGAGGGGAAAAAAGAAAAAGAUAAAAAAAAAAACCUCUGAGAAAAGCAGUGUACAGUAAAUUGUGUGAUGAAAUUGUCAUUUUUUUAUUUAUGUUGCUCUAAAUUAUUAUUUUGUGCACGUAGUGUUUGAUCGUUCCCAAUGAUACACGAACACUGUUUUUUAUAAGCACUUCCAGACUCAGAUGAGGUGGCACGCGUGAUUUGCCUGGGGCUCACUCGAAGCACUUCCUUAUCCGGCAGCAGAGUUAGGGAUGGGGCAAGCACCAGAGUCGUGGGAUAACACAGAGCUGGCAUUAUAACUUCGCCCAUGUGACGGAUAAAAUGGAAAGAGUGCCUCCUUUGCCCCACCAAGCUGGCCCAAUCAGCUGACCAUCAGAAGACAGUAUGGAAACUUGGAAAGGGGAAAGAGAAGAACCUUUAUGUCCUGGGAAGAGUGGACCACUCAAUAGUUGGGGUUCACAGCCCAGUGUGGGAAUUUAUGGUAAAUCUGCAUUGGAAUUAUGCCAAAGCAUGCCAGAGAACUGUCCUGAUUGUUCAAGAAGCAGCCCUGAUGCCUCUCAUGUGAAGGACAUCACAGUCUAAAAUGAAAGAGCCUUGAUAAUUUCAGCAAAAGCCCUAGUAACUGUAAUCAUUGGAGGUCAGAUUAAAUGAUAGGCUUCUGUCCCUUAUUCCUUAUCGGCCCCUAGUAUUGGCAGUUGAAUUCCAAAACUGCAGUCAACUAUAUCUGGAUCUGUAUUCAAAUCGAUUGAUGCAGGUGGUUGGAGAGGUCUUUUGUUUUGCUUUGAUUUUACGAUGAUUUUCUUUUCUUCAGUGGCUUGUUUCUGCAGCUUGAUUGUCUUUAGCAAUACAUCUGGGACUCAGGAGGUUCCAAAAACACCCACUCACAGAUCAGAGGCGGGCGGGGGGGGGGGGUGUUGUUUUGUUCUUUUAAAUCCCAAUUCAAAUAAAUGAUGUCUAGGGAUAGAUUGGUCUUGUCCACGGCAGCCAGAGAUUUAAAGGCCUUGCUUACGUAUUUCUAAAGCCUCACUUUACCACCUGCCACACUCAUCAUCUAAAAUGAAGCCAGCCAUAGCAUCCUCCAGGCUCAACUCACUUCAAGCCAAAAGUGUCUCCGGUCUGAUUCUACUUUGCCUUGUCUUGGGUUAGUUCCAUCCAGCCAAUUCAUGCCAGAGGAGUUUUAUUUCAUUAGCUUAUCACUUCUUUUUUCCAUCAUAUCUCUUUAUUGGGGAAGAAAAAAUACUGUUGCGCUUGCAAGAGUGCCUUGGCUGUAAGUAGAUAGGACAACCAAGCUGGGAUUACAAAAACUGGCCUUCAGGAAGAGUUGAAGUGUUGAAGGAAGUGAGUCAAUUGUGGCCCAGUCCUAUUCCCACUGAAGCCAGUGGGAGUUAUGCCAUUAAUUUCAUUGGGAGCAGGAUUCAUAAAUUUAUUGAGAGCUGAUUGAGCUUCAGGAAACCUACCAACUGUUAAGGAGUCACUACUGAGUCAAAUUUAGCCCUUUGCAGAAACAAGGAUUUUUUAUAUAAAAUCUAAGACCUGUGCAAAAGUUUCCCUGAGAUAUUUUUUUUAAAAAUUCCUGUGGAAACAGUUGUGAAAGAAAAACAUUUUCAUGCAAUGUUUGCAGCUCAGACAUGGCAGGAUUGCGUUAGAACAUGAGAAGCUUGAAAAUGAAAUUCACUAGCCACUGACUAUAAGCAAAACAGAAACUCAUUCAUUGAUUUUCAUUCCCAAGCUGAGAGAAAUACAAAAAAUAAUGAAAUAAAUAAGCAAAAAUAAACAAAAAGCAAAACCUUAAGAGGUGUUAAGUGACUUGUGCCCAACCCAACUCCCCCAAACUAUUGGGAGUUACAGGUGCUCAGUAUUUCUCGGGAUUUGGCCCCGGAUUUUUUUUAAGAUAACAGUAUCCCCCUAAUGUCAAUUUCCUUUUUAAAAAUAUCUUCAGAUUUACCACAUUAUGAAAGUAUAAUGAAAUUCAGCUGACAAAUAAAAAGAGGCACAUUCCCUAGCUCCAAAAAAACUUGAAUAAAUCAAUAUUAGAACUCCUGGGGGUAGGGGUGGGAAACAAGGGGAAAAAAUAACAUUUUUGCAAUUUUUUUCAUCAAAGUUUUGAAUUAUGACCAUUUUUGACAAGCUGUACAGCUUGUUCUAUAAAAUGGUGUGUGUGUGGGAGAGAGACUACAAAUACAUUCUCAAUUUUUUCCCCAUUAUUUUCCAAUGACAUUACAAAUUUUGAAAUACUUUCUACAAAGGCACCAAAGUAUCUGUGGUCAUGAAUUCUGCCCAGACAUUGCACUCAAUUAUAAAAUUGAUCAAAUAUCUGAGCCAAGAAAUAAUGCUUACAUGACCCUAUUUCAAGAAACAUGGUGUUCAAUAUAAAUUCUAAUGUCUCUACAAUCUUUACUCUUAAAAUACUUACAUUUUCUGUUGGAGCUAUGGAGGACAUUAUUUGUAUCUUGGGUUACUGUUCUACCCACUUAACAUUAAUAGAAAUUGUGUGCUGUUUAAGCCCCGGCAUCCCACACUUAUGCCCUAUUGUCCACUAGAAGUUCUUAGAAAGGAAUCACUUAAGGCCUGAUCCAAAAUGGUUUCAAGUCAAUGAGAUUCUUUUCAUUUGUGGUCUUUCUUAUAGCUCAGCUCAUACUCCUAUUUCUCUUCUUUGCUCCCCUGAAACCCUUUGAAUGCAAAACACUUCAAAAGGCUGUUUGGGAACCUAAUUGAAGCUCAUGUAUUCUCUGUGUUUGCUUGUUUGUUCUCAGUCUUUUCAAUGGAUUUAUUUACUUUCUUUGGAGGGGAAAAUAUUUGUAAGUUCUGUUUAAAUGGCUGGAAUUUUCAAAGACAUUGAGAGAAUUAGAUGCCAAAAUACCUUUGGAAUUCAAUGGGAUUUGAGCAACUAACUCCCUUAGGAUCCUUGAAAAUCCCAGGCUAAAUUCUUAUCCACCCUACCUACACAUGCACACAAACAUGUCCCCUCCUUUUCCUUUCUCAGGCCUUAUCUAUACAGAAAAGUUGCACCAAUGUAAUUGAACUGAUUUAAAAUCAGGCUAGUUACACCAGUGCAAACCCCUAAUAUAGAUGCACUGAAAUGGUUUUAAAACUUGCUUAUGUCAGUUUAGCUUUUUGAGGGUUACCACUUAGAUUUCAAGCUUGCUAUCAAUGGAAAGCAUGCCAAUCCCAAUUAAUGAAUUAGAUCAGCCUGAAUGAUGGGCAAUGGCUUGAAGUUAGAUUCAAAGAAGUAUCCAGAAUGGUGGGUAUUUAUCCAAAGUAUAUGCAAAUAUAUGUGUACAUUUCUGAUCUAGAAAUUAGGCCUGGAACAAGCUCUCUGAUGACAUAUCCACGAAUUCCUCACUCUACUCAGGUUAGAAACAUCUUUCCCAUGGCUGAAAUCCAAGGCAAAAAAAAUGAACCACAGUUUUUUUUUAACCCCCCAGGAUAGAGCUGUGGCUCAAGUUUUGUGUGAAUGUUUGGAUCAGGUCUUAUUUAAUUGAACCAGGCCACCCAGCCUUUGACAUUUCUGCAGCUCAGUUAGCACCUGCUCUCACUGACAACACUAUUAAGAAUGCUUUGCACUUAUACGGCAUCUUCCAUCCAAGGUGCUCUAUAAAGCUUUAUUAAGUAAGCCUCAGAAACCCCAAGAAGUGGUAAGUAAAUGAGUAUAAUUCUCCUUUUGACACAGAGAUUAAGGGCCAGAUAUUGCUACUCUUACUUUGGUUCAGUAGCAGCUUAAUCUAUGAGUAGUCCCACUGACUAAUAGUGAUGACCUUACUGACGGAAUUAGGGUAUUAUUCAUUGGGAGCAAGGGGAUCCAAACCUGGCCCUAAAUCACUUGCCCAAGGUCAGCCAGUAAAUCAGUGGCAGAACUGAGAAUAAAACCCUGUAGUCCACACUUUCAGCCCUUGCUCUAAACACUAGACCUGAGUGUUCUCAUGUAGCACCCCAUAAUGUUAUUAAGAGCUACAAAUGCACAUUAAGGAGAGAGUAACGUAUGCCCUUUACACAGCAGGUAGAGAGAGAAUUAGUGGAAUUCCUACACACUUGUUGCAGUGAGUGAGCCCAGCAGAUGAAUGGUCAUGACUCUACCAGUUAAAGUUCAAAGAUGCAGAGAAACUUGUUCUUGAUGUUGGAAUGCUAGCAAGCAGAUUGCUGCAGCUUUAGUACCUACCUCCUUGCAGGUGUCACUCCAUUGUUUUGAUGGAGUGACACCAAGAAUGAAUUUGGCCCCUAGCUUUCCCCCCUUCUCCAAAUAUCCAUUAGGAAAAGACAGUCAGCUCUCCAAACCCGACAAGGCAUCCGUUCUUUGAAGAUUCUAGUCCAUUUUUUGCUAAAAGAUAUGGCAACCAGACAAUGUAUAGUCCUCCCAAAUCAUAGGCUUUUGUGUAAAUAUUGUCCCUGCUUGUCUCUUCCUUUUGAAAUUGACUCACUGGCACAGCUGACACUUGACCAAGGAAAUGGCAUUUUUAUUUCCUGAUAGUUCGUUGUCUCUGAAUGCUUUUUCUAAUCACGUUAGACUUUUUUUGGUCUUACAAAUCAUCAAUCCAAAAGGGCUGAUGAUUAAUUCCCUGAGAAUCUGACUUUCUUUUAUCCUUCAGAGAGGCAACUCGGCUGCUCUAAUUAUUUACUUUAAAGGAAGAGAAAAAAACAGUAUUAAUAGACGAUCCAACCUUGCAACACAAAGGAAAAUCAAUGACAAUAAUUAUACGGGACUGUAAUUAUAAUCAUAUCCUCUCUUCUGCCCCCAUUACAGAUUCUACAAGACUCAAAAUAUAGUUGAUUGGGAGGGAGAAGAAUAUUAUUUCAGUUUUCUUUGCCAAGUGAAGGUCACAUUGAAAGAACCGACCUUUUUUAUUGCUGUUAUUUUUUAAAAUUUUAUUUAAUUUGUAUGAUGAACUUCAUUCUGUACAGCAGCUGUUGUGAUUGUAUUAAAUGUGACUGUGCACUUGGUCACAAACAAGCAAUGUCCUAUUUAUUGUUAGGGGAUUAGGUUUUAGUUUUCUCCUUCAAUUUAAUUUUAUUUUAUUUAUAAUUCAGUGGUAAAGAACAUAAUCUUUUAUAUUUCUAUUUCCUAUAUGACCUAUCCGUUUUACAUGAGUCUCUUUAGAUAACAACCACAUUCAACAGAACAUAUCACGGCAAUAAAAUCUAUGUUGAUUUAA